GAAGAGAUGAAUCUCGGCCGACCGAAUUGGGAGCAUCUUAAUGACCGAUUACACGUUCUACUCAUUGCCGAGGAUACAGAAGCCCGCGCCAAGGUUCGACUGGCUAGGGCCAAGGAGUGUAUCACACUUUUUCUUAACGAGGGCAACACACCGUUUCUCUUCUUUUCUUCAGUAUUUUGA
Protopolystoma xenopodis is the source of this 180-nucleotide messenger RNA. NCBI's taxonomy places the organism in Eukaryota, Metazoa, Platyhelminthes, Monogenea, Polystomatidea, Polystomatidae. The record is from the annotation of a GenBank genome assembly.